Messenger RNA from Lachancea dasiensis, 3396 nucleotides. The record is from the annotation of a GenBank genome assembly. Lineage: Eukaryota; Fungi; Ascomycota; Saccharomycetes; Saccharomycetales; Saccharomycetaceae.
AUGCAGGCUUGGAAGACGCUUAGUCGUCGACCCACGAUUGCAUCGAUUAAUACCCGGUACCAAAAGACUCUGGGCCACAAACUUAGGGACCUCAUUGAUGGGGUCGCCAAUUUAAUCGACCCAUGGGUAAGGCACAUAUUUCCGAAUUUUAUCGCGAUUCAUUAUUUCUACAUCAUUGCAAUGACCAUCAUCACCUCUAUUCUCAUGUAUCCGGUUAAGAACUACCCCUUUAUUGAUAUUUUAUUUUCUGCAGCAGGAGCUUGCACACAGGGCGGCUUGAACACUAUUAACACAAAUGAGAUGACAUUAUACCAGCAGCUCGUAAUAUACAUCGCAUGCUGUUUUACCACACCUAUAUGGAUUCAUGGAGGACUGGCCUUUGUAAGACUCUACUGGUUCGAACGUUAUUUCGACGGAAUUAGAGACUGGUCCAAGAAGAAUUUCAAAAUGAGAAGAACUAAAACGCUCAUCCAGCGAGAGAUGACCAGUACAGGCACCGGCGCGCAAGCAAGAGUUUCUUCUAAGAUGGCCCCAGGGGAUAAGAAUUCGAUUAGAAAUACAGAUUUCCAAAGUAAGCUCUUUAGUGGACAAAUGAUUAAUAGAGAGGAAAAUCCAACUUUGAGCGAGAACCACGAAAUGACGAACAUUUCUGGGGGCAAAGAGAAUCAUCCGGAGUCUUUCCAAAAAAAGGAAAUGCACACAAGCUCCUCGACGGGAUCCACCAAAAGUGUCGAGCAGCCGGAUGACACACCAGGGAUCAAGUUCGGUGCCAUGCCCAAACCGCAGAAAAAUGCCGACCAGAAGUCGCCAGCGGUGAUGGAGCAAUUUAGCGGGAGGCGGCGUUCGCAAGAUAUCUCUCCCGCGGAUAUGUUUCGCUCCAUUGCAAUGCUGAGGAAUCGGCACGUCGUGGAGGAAAGGGAGGAGAGCGGGCCAGCGUUAGUAAUUAAUGGACCGGCCGAAAGAAGAAUCGAAUCAAUUACUGGAUUAGCUUCGCCAACACAUAGCGAUAGUACGGUUCAAUCUUCUGAUGGGCGUAAAGAAUCUGUCCCUCCUCUCUUAACCAAUGGAACAAACUCUGCCGGGCUGGAUAGCUCUUCCUCUUCGGGGGUAGAAGGCUCCAAACCUGUUACGUGGUCUCCAGAAAAUGAUCAAGGUAGGACGAUACCUUCUUCAAUCCAAUUUGAAGAAAACAGACCCCCAGUGAACAAGAAACCAAGCGAGCGUACGCUUGGUAAGAUACCCUCUAAGAGACGCCCCAAGGGCAUUGCUAAAUUGGCACGAUCUGGUAAACUCAGGGAGAAAAUACGAAGAUUUAGAAGCGAUAAUGGCGAUGAAGAUAAUGAUGCUGACACGGAACGCGAUUCAAGUCCGAGCGAGCAUGAAUCUGAAGAUCGUCAAGAUUUUCUGGACUCGGAGUCAAGGAUAGAUUCAGGCCUAUCUUUUGAUAAUAUACCCAAUAUUGAAAAAGUUCAAUCUAAUCUUGCAAUUCCCUCUCGCGAUGCCACAGGAGGUUCGAAGUUUUACAAAAGAAGUCACACCAUGGAGCCGCAAGGGAAUGGAAAUUUAGAGCUCUUGACCAAGUCUCCAAGUUUUCAAAGAAUGAUAUAUGAUAAGUGGAAGGAAGAUCGCAGGGGGAAGGGCCGCUUUUUGAGAUCAAACAAUAAAUCAAAGCUCAACAGAAGUUAUAGCGACUUCAACGACAGUAAGCGUAGCGGAGCAAGUAUUGAUUGGCCUAGCAACGACGAGGAAGAAAUGGGAGAUUAUCUAAGGAUGUCAUUUGAACAACCAACUACGAGACAACCCCCAUUGAAACGAAUGAGUACUAAUUAUCUUUCGUGGCAGCCUAAAAUUGGUAGAAACUCGACUUUUGUCGGGUUAAGCGAUUUGCAAAGGGCAGAAUUGGGCGGAGUAGAAUAUCGAGCUAUUAAGCUAUUAUGCAAGCUGCUCCUCAUAUACUAUCUUGGGUUUCAUAUCCUGGGGUUUGUGAUGCUGCUUCCUUGGAUCACGCACAUGAAAACUUACAUUGAGCUCCUACGCUCUGACGGUAUAUCUCCUGCCUGGUGGGGUUUUUUUACUUCUAUGAGUGCUUUCAACGACUUAGGCAUAACCUUGACUCCGGACUCAAUGUUUUCCUUCAAUACAGCUAUUUAUCCGCUGGUCACUAUGAUGUGGUUUAUCGUUAUUGGAAACACCGGUUUCCCAAUUUUUUUGAGAUUUAUCAUAUGGGCGCUAUUCAAGGUCAGUCCAGAGCUCUCAUUGCUAAAGGAGUCUUUAGGAUUUUUGCUGGAUCAUCCUCGCCGCUGUUUCACUUUACUGUUUCCAAGUGCACCCACUUGGUGGCUGCUGUUUAUUCUUGUUGCAUUAAAUGCGAUUGACUUGAUUCUUUUCAUUGUACUCGAUCUACAUGCAAAAGUUGUCGAGGGCUUGUCGAGUGGAUUCAAAAUCCUAGAUGGUUUGUUCCAGGCAGUGAGCACGCGGACCGCGGGCUUUUCGGUUCUUAACCUAAGCCUACUACACCCUUCGAUUCAGGUCUCUUACAUGUUGAUGAUGUAUGUUUCGGUGUUACCGCUGGCGAUUUCGAUAAGACGGACAAACGUUUAUGAAGAACAGUCGCUAGGAAUCUAUGAAGAAGGGCGCUCGGAAGGUAAAGAUGAGGAAGAUGCAGUCGAAGACCAAGAGAAGCGGGAAAGGCGUUUGGAUAGCAGUACGAAGUCUUUCAUUGGCGCGCAUUUGCGACGCCAGCUGUCGUUCGACUUGUGGUUUUUAUUUUUGGGGCUCUUUAUCAUAUGUAUCAGCGAGGGAGGUAAAAUACAAGACCCCAAAAAGCCCGACUUCACCGUUUUCCAAGUGCUGUUCGAGAUCGUUAGUGCGUACGGUACCGUGGGACUGUCGCUGGGAUACCCCGACACGGACCAGUCGUUCAGCGCCCAGUUUAACACGUUCUCGAAACUCAUCAUUAUAGCAAUGCUCAUUCGUGGAAGGCACAGAGGUCUGCCAUACACGCUAGAUCGUGCCAUCUUACUGCCGAGCCAGAACUUGGAGCACAGAGACCAGAUUGAAGACCGGAAAUCCGAAAGAGGACUUCAAAGUUCCGAUCCCCUCGUUGCGUAUUUGCGGAAACAAUCACGCUCCGCAAAGGGCCAACUGCGCAGCAUGCUGCACCCACAAAGAUCUCGGUACACGGACGACGACGCCACACCCUCGCUGCGCAGCUCUGUGGACUACCACUCGUCUGCCAUGAACUCCACGAGAACGCCAGGCCUCGUCAGCCCGCGGUCUUCCGUGCCAGACACAAACAGCCACGUUCUCGACUACCGCGGCAGUGACGACAACUCUCGUUUAUCGGAUCAAGCUCCAGACGCUCAGGAAAACGUCAGAGCCCGCGUUGUACCGUAA